CAUCAACUGCUCAGUCAUAACAGCCUUACCUCCAUCGGCGAUGCAUCACAAGAACAGAGGAGGCUGCCAUGUCGUUAUUAGGACCUCCGGCACGGGGAGCCAUCUGCUUGCUAGUUGUGUCGUCGUCGAUCGUGGUCCUCAGCACGGCCGGUGGUCUCGGAUCCGAUGCCACUAGUAGGUCCGCCGCUGCCUAUCUCUCAGUUGACGACGACUACGGGGAGGAGGACGAGAGCGGCGACUCCUCCUUCUCCUUCCCCGACCCCGAGACGAGUUCAGCUUCAACCGGGCUAGUGUUCGGGUUCUACGACGACAAGUGCCCGGACGCCGAGGAGAUGGUGUCGUCCAUGGUGCGGAAGCUCUACCACGCGGACCCCAACGUCGCAGCCGCACUCGUCCGCCUCUUCUUCCACGACUGCUUCAUCCACGGCUGCGACGCCUCGGUGCUGCUGGACCGCGUCGGCGGCCAGAGAUCGGAGCGCGACGCCGGCCCGAACCAGUCGCUUCGCGGCCUGGGCGCCGUCGAGGCCAUCAAACGGGGAGUGGAGAAGGCGUGCCCCGGGACCGUCUCCUGCGCGGACAUCCUGGCGCUGGCCGCGCGGGACAGCCUCGUGCUGGUGGGCGGGCCUACCUACCCAGUGCUCACGGGCCGCCGCGACAGCGCCCAGAGCUUCUACUACGACGCGGACGGAGGUGGCAUCCCGCCGCCGAACGCCACCUACGCCAUGACGCUCGACGCGUUCGCGCGCCGCGGGCAGUUCACGGAGCGUGAGACCGUCGCGCUCCUAGGAGCCCACAGCAUCGGGAAGGUGCGGUGCAGGUUCAUCGCGGACAGGAUCUACAACUUCGCCGGGACCGGCGCGCCGGACGACUCCAUCGACCCGGACAUGGUCGGCGAGAUGCGCGCGGCGUGCGGCGGCGGCGACGGCGCGGCGCCGAUGGAGAUGGGGUACUACAGGCAGGGCCGGGAGGUGGGCUUCGGCGCGCACUACUACGCCGAGCUGUUGGAGGGCCGGGGCAUCCUGCGCGCCGACCAGCAGCUCACGGCGGGGAGCACCGUGCGGUGGGUGCGCGUGUACGCGUCCGGAGCGCGCGGCGAGGAGCUGUUCCGCGACGACUUCGCGCACGCCAUGGUGAAGCUGUCGGCGCUCGCGCCGCUCACGGGGUCGGCUGGCCAGGUCCGGAUCACCUGCUCCAACCCCGUCCGUCCCAACUGAACCGACCUAGGACUAGAGUUUGAAGGGAAAGGAGGCUUGAUGCCCUUUUGAUGACUCGUCAGUGUAUGUUUGUUCAAAUAAAGGCGAGGAUUUGGUUGCAUCCCUAUGCAGAUGUGCAAGAUCUGCUGACGAGAGGCAGUGCCUGCCUGUGCGCAGCGCAAGCAUCAGAUUCAGAGCUGUAAAAUGGCUGAGUUCUGACUUUCAGCGUACUCCUUCCAUCUAUUAAAAAAAGUGUAAAUUCAUGUUUG
Molecule: messenger RNA, 1462 nt
Organism: Zea mays
Lineage: Eukaryota; Viridiplantae; Streptophyta; Magnoliopsida; Poales; Poaceae
Product: Peroxidase superfamily protein
Exons: 4
Coding region: 69-1214 (381 amino acids)
Biological process (GO): hydrogen peroxide catabolic process; response to oxidative stress
Molecular function (GO): peroxidase activity; heme binding
Source: RefSeq, marked validated